CCUUUCUCUAUUUUUAACCAUCUCCACUUUAAACUGCUCGCUACGCUAAGACUCACCGGUCACCGCCGCCGUGCGCUCUCGUACUUCCAGGUGUCCUCGUCCACCGUUCACAAUCCAAUUAUUUCUCACCGCAGCUUGCUGAACUCCUUUUCUUCUUCUUUUCGCCUUCACCUUCACCUUCACCUUCACCUUCGCUGCCUCUUCAAUUGCUACUUGCUACCUGUAUUUGCAAAUGACCGCGGCUGCAUAACAUUCACGCCUCCGCCGAGCAUCUCUACUCUCCGACCAAAAUCAAGCUCCACCGCUCGCACAAGGUACGCAUGUUCGCUGAUAGAAUUCGCUUUCGCGUGCGAAAAUUCACUUUCCGACGGUCUCUCAUAUUCCAAUGACGGAAAGGGCCCGGGCAGCUGCCGCCGCCGCUUCACAACACCAGCGCUGUCUCAAGAGAUCUGAUGAACCGAGUGACAGGAUCAGUGAACUGCACGAUGAGAUCCUGUGUCAUAUACUGUCUUUCCUGACACUUAAACAGGCAGCCGCCACUAGCGUCCUUUCUAGUCGCUGGAGAUACUUGUGGCAUCCAUACAUUGCAUCGACUUUAAUGCUGCAGCCACCCAUGAGAGAAGAGCUAGAUUUCCAUAGCUGCCUACUGGGAUUGGGUCAGCAACAUAUAGCAGAUGGUGCUAAGGAGAACUAGAGUUCCAAAACUCGGGACAAAUUCAAUAACUCUCUUUACUUGACUAUAGAGUAUAAGGAUGGUGUCGACCGCUGGGCUCUUUGCAUUUCUCUGGGUGGUUGGUUCAAAAGCAGGAACUGUAAUUUCAAUAAGGCUUUUGGACGAUGCAAGAGCCUUCCAAGCAUUGUUUUUCUUCCUCACCAAGAAGCAGAAGUGAAAUUGUGUAGCUUUAAGAGAACUGUCCCGGCAGGCCUUGGCACUUGUAAGUGUUGGACCUUGUUGGGAAGCACUGUGGUUGUGAGUCGUGGCAUUGAGUUCAUGCAGCAGCAUUCCUAGGGAUGACUUGUUAUGGUUCCAACCUUACCAAGCCGGUUAUCCAAUGAUAAAUUAAAAAAACGGCUAGUGGCUGACAAUCUCCCCUUGCUGAGCAGAAGCUGAUAGGAAAAUAGUAUCUUCAUUCCUCAAGUUAAGUUAAGCUGGUGAUUCUAUGAUUCAAAACCAAUCCGCUCCAUGGGUUGCUGUUGUGCGGGUUGUUGUUCGCUCCAAGCAGACUAUCACCUUUUCUGAUCUUCAUUCGACUCAUGUAUUUCCUUUAGCGCUUUGCUCCUCGUCCUGGUAAUCGAGUUGUCCAUUUACUAUGACGACGUGCCUCCUAGUUGUCUAUCUUAAGGUCAUCUUCUUUCGAUUUUUGUUAUGUAAGCUCCUCUUAUGGGGAAAAUAAGACUCUACAUCACUGUUUCCAUUUCAAAAUUUCACUGUAUUUAAGCUCGAUAACAGUUAUUUGUGACGCUAGUUAUUAAUUCUUAAAUCCGCAUUAUUUGUGGUGCUAGUUAUAGAUUAAUAAAAUAAAGUAGUAGUAACCUGGG
Linum tenue is the source of this 1539-nucleotide messenger RNA. NCBI's taxonomy places the organism in Eukaryota, Viridiplantae, Streptophyta, Magnoliopsida, Malpighiales, Linaceae. The record is from the annotation of a GenBank genome assembly.